AUGCCUGUUGUGUACGCAGCGCCGUGCGAUGUUGUGCAGAUGGCGGUGGCUGAUGAUGGAAAGAAGGGUGUGAUCAGAAUGCUGGAAAUAGGAGCUGGAAUGGGUGGCAACUCCCCGCACAUCACUCGCACAGUUAUGUAUACCAACGUUGACCCAAAUGUACAGUUUCGUUCGACGUUUAUCAAGGAACUAUGCUCAAACCCGAUGGCUUUGUUCACCUACCUACUUUGCUCUGUAAAAAAUCCCAGGAAAGUUCUCAAAGAAGUCAAGCGUGUAUUGGUGAAGGGCGGCAGCGUGGUUUUCUUGGAGCACGUGGGUUUUCCCAAUGGUACGUGGCAGAGGCUGCUGCAGAGCGCGGUAACCCCACUUUCGAGGAUAACUUGUUGCAACUGUCAUCUCAAUCGAGAUUCCGUGAAGGAAAUUGAAAAUGCCGGAUUUUCGAAGGUCACGGCCCACUAUAUCGAUGCAGAGAUGAACGUUUUACUCAGGCGUCCGGCUUACGGGAUGGCCGUCUUAUAAAAAACGAAAGCUA
Rhipicephalus microplus (southern cattle tick) is the source of this 532-nucleotide messenger RNA. RefSeq names its product thiol S-methyltransferase TMT1A-like. The record is from RefSeq and is a predicted model, not a curated record. Lineage: Eukaryota; Metazoa; Arthropoda; Arachnida; Ixodida; Ixodidae.